CACCGAGCAGAGCUUGCCAUCUACAGUGAAGAUGGCAAACAUGUGGCAGCUCAUAUUUCUGUUUUUGAUGUGGAUUCCUCUGAGUCUCUCAUCCAUUUUGAGCUUCAUUGGUUCACCACAGCAAUGUGAAAAGGCUCAUUUUGUACCAGGUUACAAUCUGGGUGGAGAGGGCUUUGACAUUGUGACGAUGGAGAGGAAGGGGGCUUAUGUCAUCGACACUGAAACAUGGAACCUUGGAAAUGGCACUUGUAAAAUGUACAGAAACAGCUACCAGGCAGGAGUGUACCAGAAGGUCCCAGUUGCUGUGACAGACUGGAGAACCCUCCCGAAGUGCACCAUGAAGGUCUCCAGCACACUCUACGACUCUGCUGAACAGCUCACGAACGAUUCUACAUCAUCUGUGACCAAUGACUGGAAAAUUGGUCUGAAUAUUCCUGUGGACCCGUCAGUCACUAUUGGUGUUAGCGCUGGAGGGUCACAUUCCAGGGCUUCCCAAUUUGGAAUGAAAAAGUCCAAAGAAGAUCGGUACUUCUUUGCCCGCCAAUCCAUUAAUUGUAACUUUUAUAGGUACAGACUGACCACUAAUCCUCCUUUGAGUCCUGAUUUUAUGUCAGCUGUAAACGCUCUCCCUCCAUCUCCUCCCUCAAAGGCAUCAUCGUAUCGUGAAGUGAUUGACACCUAUGGUACUCAUUACAUAACACAGGUAUAUCUUGGAGGGGAAAUAAAGGCAACAACAGCUUUUCAGACCUGCAAGGCAACCAUGGAUGGGCUGACAGCAACAGAUGUUAGUGAUUGCUUAACGGUUGAAGCCUCAGCUACCUUUGCUAAUAGUGCUAGUGUCAAUGCCAUGGGUAAACACUGUGAAGCACAGAAGAAGAAACUGAGCUCUGCUCAGAGUUUUAGUUCAGAAUUCAAUGAGCGUAUUACUGAGGUUAUUGGAGGGGAUGAAAUGGGAAUUGUACUUUUCGAAAGUGGUUCAGACCCUGAUGUGUAUAAAAACUGGUUAAACUCUCUUAAAACCACACCUGAUGUAGUUCAGUAUAACUUGAAGCCACUGCACAUGAUACUUCCAGAUAAUCAUCAUGCAAAAAAUGGUCUGAAACGAGAGGUGGAGCAGUACAUUAUGAGAAAUGUAGUGCUGAGGAAAUGCUCUGAAUCCUGUCAAAUUGGACACAGGUCCAGCAAAAGGGAUCCCUGUGCUUGUGUUUGUAAUAGCAACCAGAAUAUUAAGUCAAACUGCUGUCCUGCUGGGAAAGGUCUCGCAACACUGAAGGUGUACAAACUAUUUGCAAAGGGUUUGUAUGGUGAUACGUGGUCAGAGACGGAUGGUUCAGUGGAGGUUAAGUAUGGGGACCAGCUAAAGCGCACCGAAAUAAUCAGUGACAAUGACAAUCCUAGGUGGCCCGAAAAAUUUGAUUUUGGACCCAUUGUUAUCAACAUGCAAAACAAGCUGAAAUUUUCUGUUUAUGAUGAGGAUACAAAGUGGAACCGUGAUCUGCUUGGUCAGUGCUCUUUUGAUCUCCGUAGAGGGCUUGUGACAGACACCUGCAUGUUUGAUCAUGGUACGUUCUACUUUACCUACCUGGUGGAGUGUGCACCAAGCCUCGGUGGCAAACGAUGCGAUGAGUACAUUUCCUCCCCCAUGGACCCUUCUUUGACCAAAGCGUUUUACACCAGAAAUAGUGUUCUGCUCGGAGAUGCAAUGAAAAUGUUUUCAAAGCCAGGGAGUAAAUCAGGUUCUGGCAAACUGUGAGCUAUUUUUUACGAAAUGCAUUUCCUGCUAUUUUUUUAUGUAUUUUUGUCCAUUUUUUGUGAAAGAUAUUAACAUUUAAAGUGAACCAUGCUAAAUGCUAACAUAUACGUAAUCCUGCUUUAAUGUUGCUUUCCUAU
This is a messenger RNA of Cyprinodon variegatus (sheepshead minnow), 1890 nucleotides long. RefSeq names its product perforin-1-like. Bases 32 to 1753 code for a protein of 573 amino acids. The record is from RefSeq and is a predicted model, not a curated record. Gene Ontology annotation, cellular component: membrane attack complex. Gene Ontology annotation, biological process: immune response. The transcript is spliced from 3 exons. Lineage: Eukaryota; Metazoa; Chordata; Actinopteri; Cyprinodontiformes; Cyprinodontidae.